This is a messenger RNA of Saccharomycopsis crataegensis, 6360 nucleotides long. It is a transcript of the gene CYR1, whose product is annotated as adenylate cyclase. The coding region runs from base 1 to 6360 and encodes 2119 amino acids. NCBI's taxonomy places the organism in Eukaryota, Fungi, Ascomycota, Saccharomycetes, Ascoideales, Saccharomycopsidaceae. Gene Ontology annotation, molecular function: protein binding. Gene Ontology annotation, biological process: intracellular signal transduction; cyclic nucleotide biosynthetic process. The transcript has a single exon. The record is from RefSeq and is a predicted model, not a curated record.
AUGUCAAACCAACAUCAACCACCCAGCAAUGGGGGCAGAUCAAUUGCUGGGGAUAAUAAUGAUCUAUCGCCUUUAUCCACGGGAAUCAAUUCCACCCCAGAAACCUUCAGUGACUCGACGUCUGAUUCAACCAUCAUCUUUGACACCACCAACCAUCCUGGAAUAGACACAAUGAUCACUACGUCUCCUGAGCGAAUUGGAGUUGCCAAUAAUGCUCAUAAUUCAAAGAAACCAAGUACCGGACUGGACGAGACGGGAUCGGGGAAAUACGCCCCCCACAAAGCGUUGAGAAGUUCCAUCAGGAAAACCGCUUCCCAUUUGUUUCUACGAGGUAAAGCUGAAACCGAUGAGAUUAGUGAGAAUCUCGAAUCUCAAAAGAGUCCAAUCAGUCCAAUAAUGAGGGACGUGGGUGAAGAUUCAUCAGAUCAACAACCACCAGCAAUAACCGAUCAAGAGCAGCAGCACCAUUAUACCUUACUUGGCCAGUCUCAUUUACAUCAGCAUUUACAUCAGCAUUUACAACAGCAUCAUUUACAACAACCUCACUUACUCAGAGGUCAACAACUUUUCCAUAAUCAUCAGCAACAUCCGGAAACUGACGCGCAGCUACCGCAGCAAAAUUCUCUAACUGCUGAUGCUCAUGAUGAUCAAAAAACGUUAAUGGGUGGGAUACCCAAGAAUUACAAAGGGUUCCAUGCCCCACGAUCUCCUAUUGUUAAUACCCCUCCGUUCAAAUCACCAGUGAAACCAUCUUACAAGAAAACUUCUAGAAAGAAAGGAUCAUUAUUCAACAAGUUUAUCAGUUCGAGAAAAGCUUCAGAAUCAAGCAAUGAUUCAUACAAUGAUGGAGACCACGGGCUUAUAAUUCAUACUACCGGAGAAUCGACAAAACCUCCAUCCAUCAGCCCGUCAAAACUACUGUUCGAUCACCAUCAUAACGAAGAUGAUGAGGUUCCUUAUAAAGCUCGACAAAAUUCAAACUCGUCAGCAGUAAGUAGCCGAAGCCACCAUCUUUCAAGGAAAGGGAUUUUCAAUUUAUAUCCUUCGAGUAGAUUGAAAUCAAUCUCUUCAGAAAGAAGCGUUUCAUCGGUGAGCAACGUGUCGGAUCAAACCGCCCCCACCAGUAUUGUCAAUGGCGGUUCCAAACCAACCUCGUUUUUCGAUAUCGAACUAAAUUUGGAUAGUGAGAGCAUGGCAGGGGUGGUGAAUUCCGAAUUCUCUUCGAAUGACGUAUCGGCAAGAAAUUCCAUCAGCUCCCCAAGAUCCGCCACUUCCAAAGUUUCCCCACGCACCAACCCGUUAAGAUCGGCCAGUGUGGUAUCCAACAAUUUUCUCGAUAAUACCCUAUUAAACGAUUCUUCCGCUAACGGCCUUAAAGAUAAUCGUAAUUACAGCGUGGGCAAUGGUUCAACAUCAUCGACAAAAUGGACCGCUCCCGAAUCAUGGGCCGUCAAGCAAGACGUUGACAAGAUCAAUCAGCGGAAAAAUCAUCAUCAUCUUGAUAAACCAGGAAGUAAUGCUUUGGAACUAUCGCUCUAUGAUGACGAUGACGAAGAUGCCAACCGGUUCACUUAUACCGCUGCCUCUUCGUUAUUUAGAGCUUCGGGGAAACCGAUGCCCACCACCACCGCCAAAGUUCUGGAAAUUAAUAGGUCUCCAACAAGUUUAGACGAGUCAACCGAUCCGUUGAGUACUACUGGCACUGAGUUGAAUCAUGAUGGAUAUUAUCAUAAUAAACACCAAGCUCUGGUGAGCAAGCAGGCUAGUCCAAAGAAAGAACAUCAUAAGAAUGACGGAGUAUCCUUCCAAAAUUACGUCAUGAAACCAAAAUCACAUCCUCACGGUAAUUCCAGCAGUAAUAAUAAUACCGAACCAAAAUCCAAUCACGACAAGACAGACAUUGAAAGAAAUAAAUCAUUGAUUGUUAAUCAAUACCCAAUGUACCACCAAAAGGAUAAAAGCUUGCCUGAUAUGAUGAAAACUUUGAAAAGUAUGACCGGCAACUAUAUCUUGAGGGUGUUUAGGGAAGAUAAUACAUUCACUACGAUUUCUGCAUCGAUUGAUGCUACAGUUGCGGAAAUCCUCCUAAUUUGUAAAAAAAAAUUCUUCCUCCAAAGCGCGGUGAAUUUCCAAAUCGUGUUCAAAAUUGGCAAGUCUUCCAAGGUAUUGGAACCCGAAGACCGCCCACUACAAAUUCAAUGUUUUAUGUUAUUGUUGGCAGGGUAUGAUGAAAAACGCGAUGAUUUGAGUAUUGUUGGCAGAGAGGAUAUCACGUAUAUUUGCAAGUUUGUGCUAGAAAAUAACGAUUUUCAGCCAUUUGUCGAAGAAGACGAACAUUUGAAAACUACUAGAGAUUACGCCUCGGUGAAAUUGAUCAAUAUGGACCUCCAUGCCAUUCCGUUGGUGUUCUUCCAACAUACGUACGAAAUUGAGGAAUUGGACGUAUCGCAGAAUCCAUCGAUCAUGUUACCGGCAGAUUUCAUCAACAGUUGUAAUAACUUGCGGAAGAUUGCAUUUGCCAAUAAUCGGGCCAACCGAUUCCCACAUAGUUUGUUGGAAGCCAAAAAAUUGACCCGACUUAACGUGGAAAAUAACUUGAUCAGGACAAUCCCGGAAAAAUUGGGGUGUUUGGUAUACUUGACAAAAUUAUUUUUGAACGGCAACAAUAUCUCCAAAUUACCGAAAAGUAUUAGCAAUUUAAAAAACUUGAAAAUUUUGAACUUAUCGUCUAAUAAUUUUGAAAUUUUCCCUGAGCCCGUCACCGCUCUUGAUGAAUUGGUGGUAUUAGAUUUAAGUUUCAAUCAAAUCGAAACCAUUUCUCAAUCAAUUACCAAUUUGAAGAACUUGGAAGAAUUGAACAUGGCCACUAAUUGUUUAUCGGGAGUAUUACCUUCGUAUUUGUCAGAUCUACUAAAGGUUAAAGUGUUCUAUAUCCAAUACAACAAUAUCACCAACUUUGAUUGUGCCGGGUUGAUGAAGAAUUUGGAAGUGUUGUACGCUAGUAAAAAUAAUGUGUCCCGAUUCCAGUUCCAAGCAAGCAAUUUGCGAAUUUUCUUGUUUGAUAGAAACCCGGUGAUCGAAAUCCCCUUCAAUAACGUGCUGUUGAAUUGUUUGACCACGUUGAAUUUAUCCAAAGCGAAAUUAACCGCGUUCAACAACGACGAUUUAUCUAGUUUGAUCAACCUUGAAACGUUGUACCUUGAUAAAAAUGAUUUGACAUAUUUGCCAACGGAAAUUGGAUCGUUAAAGAAAUUGGUUUAUUUGUCGGCGUACUCGAAUAAUUUGCAAUCGAUCCCCAAUUCUAUUGGAGAAUUGAGAAACUUACGGUAUUUGGAUGUCCAUAGUAACAACAUCAAGGGUGUCCCUGACAGUAUUUGGAGCUGUUCGUUGACAAGAUUGAAUUUAUCAUCGAAUUUGUUGCAAAAUUUCCCAGCCCACCCAACUUCCAAUAAGUCAUCGAUGCCUUCAUCAAGAAUCAAUAGUAGAAAACCCUCGGUUAUUAGUGAUACUGCGGUAGGUAGCACGUCGUCGGUGGAUAGUUCUGGUUCGCUCAACAUGCAAAUUAUUCAGGAACAUCCGUUUAGAGAUCGGCUGAACUCAUUAACUCCGUUCAGUUACAGUGCUACAGGGUUGAUGCUUUCUGAUUUGGCCCUUAGUCUUCAAGUGUUGAGCGUCGCUGAUAAUAGAUUAACCGAUGAAUGUUUUGAACCGAUUUCGACGUUGUGUGGUUUGAAAACUUUGAAUUUGUCGUACAAUGAAUUGAUCGAGAUUCCUAAUGGGACAUUGAGAAGAUUGUGUCAAUUACACGAGUUGUAUUUAUCUGGUAACGAAUUGAGUAAUUUACCGGGAGAAGAUUUCGCUACUUUGAAGUAUUUGGAGGUGCUACAUAUCAAUGGGAACAAGAUCCAUUCGUUACCGUACGAUAUUUCCAAAUUAAGAACCUUGAGUGUGUUCGAUGUCGGGUCCAAUCACUUGAAAUACAAUAUUUCGAAUUUCCAUUACGAAUGGAAUUGGCAAUGGAACUUGGAAUUGCGGUACUUGAAUUUCUCCGGGAACAAGCGGUUAGAAAUUAGUCGUCAAUAUACCCAUACUGGCUACAACAAGGCGAUUGAUAAUAUCAAGUUCGAUAGUUUUAUGGGAUUGAAGAAAUUGCGAGUGUUGGGGUUGAUUGAUGUGACCCUCAAGAAUUCUGAGUCGUCAUUGCCCGAUGAAUCUAUUAACACCAGAGUGCGUACCACCGCGUCAGAAAUUUACAAUUACAAGUACGGGAUUGCCGAUACUUUAGGUCAACGAGAAAACAUCUCCACCAGGGAAAUCAUGUACAAUAAUUUCCGGGGCCACGAGGAUGAAUUAUUAAUUUGUUUGUUCGAUGGGAAAAACGAUGAUAUGAUCACCAAAAAACACGGUAACAAAAUCACUCAAUUGAUCCAAGAAGUGUUCAAGAACCUCUUCACCGAGGAAUUGCGCAAGAUGACGGGAGAUGACACUGUCGAGGAUUGUAUGAGACGGUCCUUUUUAGCAUUAAAUCGGGAAAUCAACAAUUACUGGCAACAAAAUAAUGAGGCGGCGAGCAAAGAAUCCAACGAUCCAUUCAGGCUCAGCGAAGAAGAUAUUUUGAGUGGUUGUUCCAUCACCAUAGUGUAUAUCAAGGGUCGGGAAUUGUACGCGGGCAACAUUGGGGAUAGUUCCGGGUUGAUUUCCAAAACCAACGGGGAACACGAAAUGCUCACUGACCGUCACGACCCAACGAAUCGUAAAGAAUUUGAAAGAAUUAGAUUAUGUGGUGGGUACGUUUCUGGUAAAGGGGAAUUGGACGGGGUCACUAAUGUGUCUAGGGCGGCAGGGUUUUUGAACUUGUUGCCUCAUAUUAAUGCCAGUCCAAACAUUAAGGCGGUUAAACUUGGUACCAGCGAUGAAAUGUUGGUGAUUGCCACUAGUGAGUUAUGGGAGUACGUUUCUAACGAGACUGCGGUGGACGUGAUCAACCAUAACCAGAGUAAGAAGGAUCCAAUGUGGGCGGCCCAACGGUUGAGAGAUUUUGCCAUUGCUUAUGGUGCCAGAGAUAAAAUGACGGUGAUUGUGUUGACGUUGGGUAAUAAGAAACGGGGCAAUCUCAGUCGUAAAACAGGGUCAAGAAUCAGUAUUACUGAAGAAUCGUUAUUACCGAUCAAGAAACGGAGAGACCGGUUGUUUGAUUCAAAUUUGAACCGGAUGGGAGAGGAAAUUUCUCCACCAGAAGGCUCGGUGGCCAUGGUGUUCACCGAUAUCAAGAACUCCACCUUGUUAUGGGACACUUAUCCUAGUGCCAUGAGAAGUGCGAUCAAAACCCAUAAUUUCAUCAUGAGAAGACUAUUGAGGAUCGUUGGCGGAUACGAGGUGAAAACCGAAGGAGAUGCGUUUAUGGUAUCUUUCCCAACCCCUAUUUCUGCUUUGAUAUGGUGUUGUAAUGUUCAAUUACAACUAUUAUCGAUGGAUUGGCCAUUGGAAAUCUUGGAAUCCAGUCAAUGUUGUGAGAUCAACGAUUCAAAGAAUGAGAUUAUUUACAGGGGGCUCUCGGUAAGAAUGGGGAUCCAUUGGGGGUCCCCGGUAUGCGAACCCGACGCCAUCACUGGAAGAAUGGACUAUUUUGGUCCGAUGGUCAACCGUGCCUCCAGAGUCAGCUCUGUGGCUGACGGUGGGCAAAUUUCUAUUAGUAAUGAUUAUUUGAAAGAGUUGCACAAACUUCUUGAGAUUCAUGAAAAGAGCAAGAACGGGGAGAAAACCAUCAAGGAAGCGUACGGAGACGUUCAAGUGGGGAUGAUUUUGGAAAAUGAAAUGGAUACCCUUGACACCAUUGGGUACGUGAUCAAAGAAAUUGGGGAAAAGAAGUUGAAAGGGCUUGAAACCCCGGAAUUCAUUUCGUUAGUUUUCCCUAGUAAAUUACAAGAACGGGCCAAUUUCAUGCUUACCGAAGGUGGAGCCCAAGACGUCGAUGCCAUGAGCCGUCAUAGUAGUGGAAUCUUGGGAGGAUUAAUCAGCCAGCAAAGUUUGUGUCAAUUGGAGAUGUACGCCAUCAAAUUGGAACAUAUUUGCUCCAUCAUCACCGCGGGGACCACGUUGAAUGUGGAUAUUUUGGCAAAAUCCAAGCAAGCGGAAGAGGAAUUAUUGCGAAAGAUUCGGAACCCGAACAUCACCACCGAACAAGAUCAUUUGAUGUUGUUGGAUAAUGUGGUGACGAGAAUUGAGAACGCCACGUCGAUGAUCAAGUUCCACCAAGUGUUGACCCAAGCUAUUGGUGAGAAAAACGAGGAAAAUGCCUCGGUUUACAUCGCAUUGGCAGAGUUAAAAGUCCAUGAUAUGGUGAAAGCUUUAAAAAAUUAA